GCCUGAUGAUGCUGGGAUGAGGAAGUAGCACCUUCGUACGUAGACCGACCAGAACAACGACGAAAAGGACCCCAGUCAUCUGGUGUAGCCACAGCCAUGAAGCUCCGACUGCAUUUCGUGGUGGAUCCUAUGGGCUGGCUCUGCAUCAGCAUGGUGUUUGGGAUCUGGCUCUACAACACUUUUUUUAUUCCCAAACUGGUUCUACUUCCGCACUUCAAUGAAGGACACAUCCCGUGGGCCUUAGUUGUUUGUUAUUACAUAGCAUCAGCUCUGUGUAUAGCAGCCCUCGUCAGAGCCUCCACCGCCGAUCCUGGAUGUCUUCCCGUGGAUCCCCACAUACCUCAUUCUGAGAGGGAACAAUGGGAGUUGUGCAAUAAGUGCAACUUAAUGAGACCCAAAAGGUCGCACCACUGCAGUCGCUGUGGCCACUGUGUUCGCAGAAUGGAUCAUCACUGCCCCUGGAUCAAUAACUGUGUGGGAGAAGACAACCACUGGCUCUUCCUGCAGCUGUGUUUCUAUGCUCAGGUCCUCAGUUUAUUCACACUGGUGCUGGACUUCUGCCAGUACUAUUACUUCCAGCCACUGACAACGCUAGAUCAGGAGAAGUUUACAACACGUCAUGAACUGGCUCUGCUGCGGGUCUCUGCGCUCAUGGGCGUGGUCAUGUUUGGUGGCAUGUCGAGCUUGUUUUACACUCAGAUGACAGGAAUUCUCUCUGAUAUGACCACCAUCGAGAAAAUGGCUCACUUCUCAAAUGAAAUAUACGGUGCCAAAAAGUCUUGGCAGUGGGCGCUCGCCGAGGUCUGUGGCACUCGCUGGAAACUCCUGUGGCUCAUCCCGGUCCGAAGCAGACAGUCGCUCCACGUUAGCCAACACUUCCGUACCCAUGUUUGAGCCCGGCGGCACCGCGGUUUCUCGUACCUGCACAGAUGGCUGCUACGUCCAAACACUGUGUGCACUCUUACGAAUCCAUCUGCUCGCCGCCGCCGUUCCUCUUUCGUACAGUGAGAGCAGGCCAGCAGUCUUGGUUUGUCGAAGGAUACCCGAAGCUAUUUCUUUUGACUGGCAGUAAACAGGGUCACAGGUGAUGGAAAAUGUUCUUUUCUUUUUAUUAUUUGUUUUUUUACCCACUGUGACUGCUACUUUCAGCAUUUUUAAAUGACUUUUAGGCAUUAUUUGCUUCAGAAGAAUUGAAGUCGGGACCUGAAAGCAGCUGGUGAAAGGGACCCUCUCAGGUUACUUUCAUAAAAGAGCCUUCACUACUGACAUCUGAUCAACUGCAAACAAUAUGUUCAUUAGAAACUUGUUUUUAUUGGUAUGAAGUUUGUGCCUUGUUUCUUUUUAGUUGUACGUUCCGUUUUCGUGCCACAUCUAAGAAAGGGUUUUUGCGAUCAUGAAUGUUUUUUCAUUGUUCUAUAAAGGUUUUAUCUGUAAAGUGUUAUUUUUAGAAGCAUGCUUACAGAACAAAGUUGAUAGCUUGAACACUGACACGGGAUGCUGGUGAGCUUCCGACAUCAAAGCUAAAAAAAAAAAGAGUUAGACACUGUUUUAUACAAUCACUCCUGGGCUGCAUAUGUCGUCAUCAAACCUGCUGUAGAAACACGUUUUUCUCGGAGUAUAACACAUUCCACAGCAGGUUAAUGCCAUGACCUGGUAAUGGUUAAGAUUCUACUGAAGUUUGAGUUUUAUAUUAUGUCUUUAAAGAUGGUUUAAAGCAGCCUUUUUAUGUGAGUGGAGCAGGGGGAUGUUUUGUCGCUUCUUGGCUUCAUAUCGGUCUCCCGGUCUCCCGGCUUCCCCUCCACCUGUGCAGAUCAGACAUAAGGUGGCCAGUAAACGAACAUCCACCUGCUCCUUUAACCAUAGCACUUACAGCACAGUGCAAUGGCACAAAUAACUUGAAUACAUGUCUCUCAUUUUGGUUUGUUUAUUUGUUUUUGUACUGUUCUGUGUGACUUGUGAUGAACAUUAUUAAUGCUGCUGCCAUAGUUAGGUUUUAUCGUGUCUGAAUAUGCGGCUCUAUAAAUGCCUCUCUAUCUGUAACGACAAAACCUGCAGAUUCGUCCACUUGUGGGAACAUACAGCUAUAGUUAACACUUGACUCAACACUGCAGAUCUAUGUAUGGUGUCUUCACUGUAAAUGUUUGGAGAUUUAUUUAAAGGGAUAUUUAUGGUGAUAAUAUUCUAGCUUUUGCACGAGUAUCAAUACCUGGCCAUCUCUUCGCUAAGCCAUUACGUAAACAUCUCUGUCGUGUAGGGGAAAUAUUACAUUAUAGGACUAGUUUUAAGUGCCUGUCUGGGUCUCCUUUUAACUCUCGCGGUCCGUCGUUGGCAGUGUGUGUACUCCAUAGAAGCCAAAGACCUGGGAAAACGUGGCAAUAGACAGUAAGCGUUUAAUAACUGCAUGUUUUGACAAAUUUCUGAAGGUAGCGGUUCAAUAUUAUGCACUGAAUUUUACAUUAGCACAGUCUGUUUUACUGCAUCACUAGUACUGCUCAUAGGAGGUUUCACUUGUUUUUAUUUGACUUGUAAUUUCAGGUUGUUUUGAUUGGUAUGAGUGUUUUACUCUCAUACCACUGAUUUUUACGGCUUGCAUUCAGGUUUGUGGAUUCAGGUUUGUGGAUGUGUUCUUUUAUUAUUAUCGUUAUGAUGGGUGUUAAGGGAUGUAAUGGGGCGGAAAUGUGUGUGAUUGGCUCUUAAAAUGUUUCCUUAUCACAUUUAUAAUUUGUUUUUCUUAUAUCUUUGGAAAGCAAUAAGCAUCGCGUGUGUGUAAUGAAAAAUGAAGAACCGGCAGAUGAAUUCCUCUCGUUUGCUGUCUAAUCGGCGAGUAGCAGACUUUAAUUUUGUCAGAGAUGUUUGCCAAGAUGAACUCUGUAUAUCACAACGUCAAUGAGUUAGUCCCAGAAAGGCUUAAGUUCAUCUGAUCUGAACCAAAAGCUGCAGGAGAAAGGUGUGAAUGUUUCAGAGAGGUUGUGCUGGCUCAGCGGUCAGUUUGUUUACCUUUUUCUUUUUCUGUCUCUGAAUGUGUUUUCAAGCUUGACUUUUAUUCUGACCUCAAACACAGGAACAUUUUAUGUUUUGUGACUGUUACUGUUUCCUUUGUUGUCUAGAAAAUCCUCUGACAAGUUGCCAAUUUCUUAUGUUGCAAAACUUUGCAAUAAUACUGAAUAUAUAUGAUUCAUAUUUCAAAUAA
Cololabis saira (Pacific saury) is the source of this 3190-nucleotide messenger RNA. It is a transcript of the gene zdhhc21, whose product is annotated as zinc finger DHHC-type palmitoyltransferase 21. The transcript has 8 exons. Gene Ontology annotation, biological process: protein targeting to membrane; peptidyl-L-cysteine S-palmitoylation. Gene Ontology annotation, molecular function: protein-cysteine S-palmitoyltransferase activity. Gene Ontology annotation, cellular component: endoplasmic reticulum; Golgi apparatus. Bases 97 to 894 code for a protein of 265 amino acids. The record is from RefSeq and is a predicted model, not a curated record. NCBI's taxonomy places the organism in Eukaryota, Metazoa, Chordata, Actinopteri, Beloniformes, Belonidae.